CACUAGGGUUACACUCAAAAUAAGUAAAUAGGUGGGUGUUCAAUUCGUAAGUUUCUUUUUCAGUUUUAUCUAGGGGCCAAUAUCGUACUUUAGUAUAACGCUUGAAAUUGCGACAGAAAAUAUUAUCAAAGCUGCUCGAUGCCAGUUAGAGGCUAAAAUAAUGCCAGUUAAUUUUUCAAGUGUUUCACUUUCGCAUCCCCUUUCCACUGAGGAAAAACCUCUGGGCCUGUGGAGUUCUUUACUUCGGGAAUCUAUAGUUGAUUCAAAUCUAAAACAAAUUAAAAAUAUAUUAUUUCUAGGCUAUAAAAAUUGUGGAAAUAAAACUUUGAUAAACAAACUAAGAAAUAAUAAAUCUGGAAAAGACGAAAUGAGUGUACCCUUAAAAUAUUAUACUCUACCUGUCCCCGUAGAUGAGGACGAACUCCGCCUUGUAAAUAUGUGGUCUCUUGAGCCCUGUGAUCAAUACAAGUCUCUAUUAAAAAUGAUGUUUAACAAGAACUACAUUACGGAUCCUUAUAUUGUAUUAAUUGUGGAUCUUGAGAAAACUUGGGAAGUUUUUAUUACUCUCGAGAAACUUUUGGUUUAUCUUUCCGAGGCUUAUAAAGAAUCGAAAAAGACAAGUUCAUCUUUGGCGGAUCCUCAUGAAACUAAGACCUUAGAACUCAGCCUUGAUGUCCCUUUAGCCGUAGUUUGCACCAAAGCCGAUACAGCUACUGCCGCUGAGGAGCUUACGGACGAAAGUUGGGACUAUCUGCAGGGGCAUCUCCGUCUCUUUUGUUUAAAAAUCGGGGCUGCUCUGAUCUACACGUCUUCUAUUGCUAAUAUUAAUUGCUCUCUACUGUUGGAGUACCUCAAGCAUCAGUUAUUUGAUACACCUUUUAAUACUCCUCCUAACUUUUUGGACAGAGAGGCCGUCUUUAUACCAUCGGGCUGGGAUACCAAAAACAAAAUACAGGCUCUUUUUGAUUCGCUAAAGUUAGUAUCUCCGGAUCGUUCAUUUGAAUCCGUCUUUCCACGACCUUUAGAGGCGUGCCCAUCUCCGCCGGUGCUAGUUCAGGCUGAAGACGAGCAAUCUUUCUUAGAGCAGCAAUACGCGCUCCUUGAUGCUGCUAAAAAGGACCGUUUAUCGUCUCGGGGGUGUUCACGUGCAUCUGUUGACUCUAAGGAGGGAGUCUUCUCUGAAUCCCAAGUUUAUUCACCCAGCGUUGAUGAAAAUGAGGCAAUCGCAAACUUUUUUAACAAACUUUUAAAAACAGGGGGCGGACAGAGACAAAAAUAGCUCAA
Messenger RNA from Zophobas morio, 1284 nucleotides. RefSeq names its product cytoplasmic dynein 1 light intermediate chain 2-like. Gene Ontology annotation, biological process: microtubule cytoskeleton organization; microtubule-based movement. Gene Ontology annotation, cellular component: cytoplasmic dynein complex; centrosome. Lineage: Eukaryota; Metazoa; Arthropoda; Insecta; Coleoptera; Tenebrionidae. The transcript is spliced from 12 exons. The coding region runs from base 161 to 1279 and encodes 372 amino acids. The record is from RefSeq and is a predicted model, not a curated record. Gene Ontology annotation, molecular function: dynein heavy chain binding.